AUGACAACUCCUCCCGAUGCCGCCCUCUUAGCAACGACCAGCGACUCCCUCGCGCCGCUCAUCCCCAUCCUCAAUGGUUUCGCCCAUCGUCACAAGAACCAGCAUUCUUCCUCGCACUGGUGGUCCUCCUUCUCUGUGCUGCGCCGCGCAGUCCGUAACCUCGUCGACGACCUCAACUCCCGGCCUAGAAAGGUCAAAUCUGGCAAUGUCAAGCGUGAUGUCCAUCCUGCUCUCGCGCGUGCAAAAUGGAUGAUGCGCCAUGUAGUCCCUGGCGCCUUUGUCACUUUCUCACAACUUGCAGCUGAUAACCAGCAUGCGCCUCUCGGACUGCUCCUCCUCUCAGUUCUUGCUCGAACCAACACUAUACUCUCCCAACUCGUCCCUGACCACGACCACAACCCUCAAAUCUCGACUAGUACAAAGACAAUGCUUUCGGAGCCAAGCAAGCUUAAGACUUCCGAUUCAAGAGCGGACGACGCACCUGAUACCGGAGUAGACAUGGGCGUAGCCAUUUCGCGUGACGAGCUUCUGUCAACUCAGUCAACUCGGAGGAAAACGAAACCAGUACCGAGAGUAGACUCCCACUCGAAAGACCUCAAGCUGAAAGAAUAUGAGACCAAAACGACACAUACAGACACCAAGAACAUUCCGUCCAAAAGCGACACCGUAGACAAACCAAGAAAGAAAACCAAGAACAGUGAUGAAUUGUCUAGUCUCUUCGGCUCUCUUUCAUCGAAAAAUGGCACUGCAGAUAAGCCCAAAAAGAAAAAGAAGAAAGGCGACGCAUUUUCCAGCCUCUUCGACUCUCUAUAA
This is a messenger RNA of Fusarium fujikuroi IMI 58289, 813 nucleotides long. RefSeq lists its product as uncharacterized. Lineage: Eukaryota; Fungi; Ascomycota; Sordariomycetes; Hypocreales; Nectriaceae. The transcript has 2 exons. The coding region runs from base 1 to 813 and encodes 270 amino acids. Gene Ontology annotation, cellular component: ribonuclease MRP complex. Gene Ontology annotation, biological process: maturation of 5.8S rRNA from tricistronic rRNA transcript (SSU-rRNA, 5.8S rRNA, LSU-rRNA); nuclear-transcribed mRNA catabolic process, RNase MRP-dependent. The record is from RefSeq and is a predicted model, not a curated record. Gene Ontology annotation, molecular function: rRNA primary transcript binding.